Molecule: messenger RNA, 1161 nt
Organism: Scomber japonicus (chub mackerel)
Lineage: Eukaryota; Metazoa; Chordata; Actinopteri; Scombriformes; Scombridae
Product: E3 ubiquitin-protein ligase TRIM35-like
Exons: 1
Coding region: 1-1161 (386 amino acids)
Molecular function (GO): zinc ion binding
Source: RefSeq, a predicted model, not a curated record
AUGGCUUCUGAGACACAAGCGAAUUACUCCUGUCCGAUCUGCUAUGAAAUCUUUUCAGAUCCGGUCAUCCUGUCAUGCAGCCACAGUUUUUGUAGAACCUGUUGGCGGCGGUGCUGGGCAGAGGACAUAAAACACCAUUGUCCAGUUUGCAAGACAAGAUGUUUUGAAAGUGAGCCACCUCGAAACUUGGCGCUGAAGAACCUGUGUGAGGAUUUUUUAGCAGAGAGAGCUCAGAGAGCUUCAGCAGGAGCUGAGCCUCUCUGUAGUCUGCAUGCUGAGAAAUUUAAACUCUUCUGUUUGGAUGAUCAGCAGCCACUGUGUGUUGUCUGUAUGCAUUCAGAAAAACACAGAAACCACAGCAUCAAACCCAUCGACGAAGCUGCACGGGAUUAUAAACACGGACUCCAGGACAGCCUGGAGGCUUUGCGGAAGAAACUGGAGCCCUUUAAUGAUGUAAAAAGAGAGUUUGAUCAAACAGGAAAUUAUACUGAACUCCAGGCUCAAGACACAGAGAGGCAGAUUAAAGAUGUGUUUUCAAAGCUUCAACAGUUUCUACAGAGGGAAGAGAGGGUCAGGGUUGAUAAACUGAGGGAGGAAAAGCAGAUGUACUGUGAGAGGUUGAAGUUGACUAAGACUACUUCAAACACACAGGUAGCAGCUCUUUCAGCUACAAUCACAGCCACAGAGGAGGCACUGCGAUCUGAAGAUCUCCGUUUCCUACAAAACUACAAGACCACAGCUGAAAGAGUCAACCAACCCCUCCCUGAUGCCCCAGAGCCAAUCCCAGCUCUGUUAGAUACAGCCAAACAUCUCAACAACCUGACCUCUGUCGUCUUAGACAAGAUGAAAAAGGAGAUUGUCACCUCCAAUUUCAAGGUUCUGCAGCCAACAACAAAUACUGAGCCCCUGGGGUACGGUUCAAGAUACCGAGAGACAACUGACUAUUGUAAUACAUUCAGUAAUGCAUCCAGGAACAGGUUAAGUCUUGCUCAGCCAACAAGGAGUGAAACUCCAGGACCACACCAUGGGGGUUAUGGUCUGGGUAACCGACUAGGCAGAGCUGUUUCAACUCAAAGACUAAAUACUCCCUUUGAUCCUGAGCCAGCUCCAGGGCUCUUAAAGAAGAAAACUAAGAGUUGUUGGUCUCUGGCAGAAACUUGA